Messenger RNA from Mycotypha africana, 327 nucleotides. RefSeq lists its product as uncharacterized. The annotation marks the transcript as partial. Gene Ontology annotation, biological process: regulation of transcription by RNA polymerase II. The record is from RefSeq and is a predicted model, not a curated record. Lineage: Eukaryota; Fungi; Mucoromycota; Mucoromycetes; Mucorales; Mycotyphaceae. Gene Ontology annotation, molecular function: RNA polymerase II cis-regulatory region sequence-specific DNA binding; DNA-binding transcription factor activity, RNA polymerase II-specific. The transcript is spliced from 2 exons.
AUGGACAGUAAUAGCAGCGACUUGAUAGAAUAUCCACCUGGUCCAAUAAAGAUUGUACCCUCAUGGAACCCUGUCAAUAGACAGGAGAAACCACCUUAUUCUUAUGCAACCAUUAUUGGCCACGCUAUAUUAGCAAGUGUAGAAAGAAAGCUUACCUUACAUGAGAUCUACGUUUGGAUAACAGAAAACUAUCCUUUUUAUACAAACGAAUCUCAAGGCUGGCAGAACUCCAUAAGACAUAAUUUGUCUUUGCAUAAAUCUUUUGUAAAGAUAGAUCGCGAUGCAAAGGCCAACACUCCACCUCGAAAAGGUUGCUAUUGGACUAUC